Messenger RNA from Microcebus murinus (gray mouse lemur), 2701 nucleotides. The record is from RefSeq and is a predicted model, not a curated record. Lineage: Eukaryota; Metazoa; Chordata; Mammalia; Primates; Cheirogaleidae.
AGUAUGAAUGCUGUAGACAGUGAGCAAUUGAAGGGUUCUAUAGGCUAGACCUCAUUCCCUGUGAGACUCAAUGACUUAUUUGUAUAAGAUAUUCUGAAAAAGGUCUAAGAAGGGUCUUCAUAACUGUUAUAGUCAUCUAUAUUUUCCAUGAAAAAUUAGACUAUGAUGACUCAUCAAAAUCUGUGUUUCCUGCUGCAUCAGAUUCUCUGAGCAGGAACUAUUUUUUUUUUUCCUCUCUGUUAUUAUUUUGUAUUUUGUUUGUCAGAAUACUGAACACAUAUAGGUGAAUAAUAUAUGUUGUACUAAUUCUGAUUUUGUUUCUUUCUGUGACUUUAAAUUGCAUAGUGAUAUCAGGGAAAAAUAAGCAUCUAUCUAUUGAGGAGUAUAUAUAUGUACUGAGAUUUUGUAAAGGCUGUUUCUGACUUAUCUAGACCUAUCUUCCAUGCCUACAACUCCCCAUCCUCAGUGAUAACAGAAUUUUUUUUCUCUUUCAUUUCCUACAGUGGUCUGUGGAGGUUGUUUUUUCAUCCUGUUUUAUAAAGACUACAGAUACUGUCUUGGCCUCCUCUUCUCCUAACUCUGAAUGGCUAGAAACCUCCUUUCCAAAUUCUGAUCUUUGCUUGUCCCUCUGUCCAGGGCAGAAAAGACUACAACGAGGAGUAUAAGAGAAAUGCAAUAAUAACCCAUUGUGAUGACUCCCAUCCUUCACCACAACCCUGGCACUGCACAGAUAUCCAUGACCAUUCCCCACAUGUCAUACCCAUUCAUUUUAUGGUUACAGCACAGCCCAUUCCCCAUAUUCAGUAGCCAGAUUUUCAAAUGCUAUUUAAUGAAGAAGAAAGAUCAACUAGGCUAUGAUUAUCUCCAACUAAAGACAUGGAUUCAGAAGAGAAGGAAAUUGUGGUUUGGGUUUGCCAAGAAGAGAAGAUUGUCUGUGGGUUAACCAAACGCACCACCUCUGCUGAUGUCAUCCAGGCUUUGCUUGAGGAACACGAGACUACAUUUGGAGAGAAAAGAUUUCUUCUGGGGAAGCCCAAUGAUUACUGUAUCAUAGAGAAGUGGAGAGGCUCAGAACGGGCUCUUCCCCCACUGACUAGAAUCCUGAAGCUUUGGAAAGCAUGGGGAGAUGAGCAGCCCAAUAUGCAGUUUGUUUUGGUCAAAGCAGAUGCUUUUCUUCCAGUUCCUUUGUGGCGAACAGCUGAAACCAAAUUAGUGCAACACACAGAAAAACCGUGGGAGCUCAGCCCAGCAAAUUACAUGAAGACAUUACCACCAGAUAAACAAAAAAGAAUAGUCAGAAAAACUUUCCGGAAACUGGCUAAAAUUAAGCAGGACACAGUUUCCCAUGAUCGAGAUAACAUGGAGACAUUAGUUCAUCUGAUAAUUUCCCAGGACCAUACAAUUCAUCAGCAGGUCAAGAGAAUGAAAGAGCUGGAUAUGGAAAUAGAAAAGUGUGAAGCUAAGUUCCACCUGGAUCGGGUAGAAAAUGAUGGAGAGAAUUAUGUUCAGGAUGCAUAUUUAAUGCCCAGUCUCGGUGAAGUUGAUCAAAAGCUAGACAUGCAGUAUGAAGAAAGCCAGAUUCUGGAGGACUUGAACGAAAGUGAUGGAAUUGUACAGUUGGAAGAACGACUGAAAUAUUACCGAAUGCUCAUUGAUAAGCUCUCUGCUGAAAUAGAAAAAGAGGUAAAAAGUGUCUGCAGUGAAAUAAAUGAAGAUGCAGAAGGGGCAGCUGCCAGUGAACUGGAAAGCUGUAAUUUAGAAAGCGUUAAGUGUGAUUUGGAGAAAAGCAUGAAAGCCGGUUUGAAAAUCCACUCUCAUUUGAGUGGCAUCCAGAAAGAGAUUAAGUACAGUGACUCAUUGCUUCAGAUGAAAGCAAAAGAAUAUGAACUCCUGGCAAAGGAGUUCAACUCACUUCACGUUAGCAACAAAGAUGGAUCCCAGUCACAGGAAAACAGAGGGAAGGAAUCUCAGGUUCCCAACAGCAGUGGGGAGAUUCCUCCCUUUACUCAAAGAGAAUUUAAUGUGUAUACAAACGACACAGACUCGGACACUGGUAUCAGCUCCAACCACAGUCAGGACUCGGAAACAGCUGUAGGAGAUACGGUGCUGUUGUCAACAUAAUAUGAAUGGCUUCUUUCUGACGUUUUUUAAUGUUGUCCAUGUUUUUUUUUUUUUUAAUUUAAUAGGAAACUUUAUUUUAAAUGUGACUCUCUGAAAAAGUGUAAAGCAUGUUACAGUAUUCAGUAGUUAAUAAAAACUAGAGAAAUUUGUUUGUUUUUGAUGUAAGAUUUCCAACAGGGCUUUAAUUAUUACAAGCUCAAACAAUGAACUAUUUAUUAGGAAUGCAUUAUAAUAAAUAGUUGUAUAACACAGAAAUAAUCUGAUGAGAAUUAUAUGAUAAUCUCACAGCUUCUAUGGAGAAGGACUUAUAUAAACUUAAAAACAAUUCUCAAUAUUGGACGGUCAAAAUAUUCAAAGCACACAUGAAGAAGUAAAAUUAAAAUGUGUUGCGAUAUCUUUUUUCAAUACUGUAUCAUUAGAGUUUUUAAAUCUGUAGAGUACAUGACAACUACUGUGUUGUAACUAUGUUAAUCCAAAUCUUAGUUCUUUUAAUUGAUCCUUAGAUUGUCCAAAAGGUCAUGCUUGUCACUUGCUGAACCCUUCUCCCUGUUUAAGCCCAUGCAAAGGGCUGCUGUUGGGA